This is a messenger RNA of Aspergillus niger, 1263 nucleotides long. RefSeq lists its product as uncharacterized. The transcript has 3 exons. Gene Ontology annotation, cellular component: endoplasmic reticulum membrane; lipid droplet; mitochondrial outer membrane. Gene Ontology annotation, molecular function: 3-beta-hydroxysteroid 3-dehydrogenase (NADP+) activity. Gene Ontology annotation, biological process: ergosterol biosynthetic process. The coding region runs from base 1 to 1263 and encodes 420 amino acids. Lineage: Eukaryota; Fungi; Ascomycota; Eurotiomycetes; Eurotiales; Aspergillaceae. The record is from RefSeq and is a predicted model, not a curated record.
AUGGCCGAACUCGCACAAGAUGAUCUACAGAAUCAAUUCUACGUACUAGUAACCGGCGCAAACAGCGGCCUCGGCCUCGCCAUCUGCGCCCGUCUAAUAACGGACUUCCUCACCACGCACCCAUCAACCCACCACCUAACCAUAAUCUUCACGACCCGGAGCCCCAAAAAAGCCUCCUCGACCCUCCACCACCUCCAAACCCUCCUCCCACCUAUAUCCUCCCCCACUCAAUCCUCCAGAAUAACCCUCCACCCCGAAACCGUCGACCUCUCCUCCCUCCCCUCCGUCCGCGCCCUCUCCCAGCGACUCACAACCACCAUCCCUAAACUCGACUCCAUCGUCCUCAACGCCGGCAUCGGCGGCUGGACAGGGAUCGACUGGCCGCGCGCAAUCUGGGGAACCCUCACAGACCUCGUACAUAGUGUAUCGUGGUUCGCGCACAAGAUAGCCCCCGUGGGGAUGAUCACCCCUCCUCAAACUACACAGCCUUCGGAGCCGCGGCUGGGAAGCGUCUUCACGGCGAACGUAUUCGGACACUACAUGCUCUCGCAUAACGUCAUGGGCCUACUGCGGAAAUCCACCCAGCCGGGACGAGUAAUCUGGGUAUCGAGUAUCGAGGCCACCGUGAACCAUUUCAAUGUCGAUGAUAUCCAGGGACUGAGGACGAAGGUGCCUUAUGAGAGUUCGAAGACACUUACGGAUAUUCUCGCGCUCACGGCCGAUAAUGGGGAGAAGGGUGAAGGGGAUGGUGAAGGUACACGCCCACGCAUGUACCUCUCGCACCCUGGUGUCUGCGGAACUGGGAUCCUGCCGCUGGCGCUCCCGCUGUUCUGGGCGAUGAUCGCGUCGUUUUAUAUUGCGCGGUUGCUGGGAUCGCCGUGGCAUACGCUGUCGACGUAUGCGGGGGCGUGUGCGCCGACGUGGUUGGCUGUGAGUCGGCAGGAUGAGCUGGACGCUGCGGAGGAGGUGUAUCGGGCUCAUGGUGGGGGGAAGGUUAAAUGGGGGUCGUCGUGUGAUCGGUUGGGGAGGGAUAAGGCUGUUUCGACAGAGGUGGAUGGGUGGGGACAUGGGGGCGUGGUUGGGGAGGCGGUGGUGAUGGAGGAUCGGUGUCGGAGGAGGAAGCGCGGGGCGAAGGAUUUGACGGCGGAGGAGAAGGUCGAGUUUGAGGAGUUAGGAAGGAAGUGUUGGCAGGGGAUGGAGGAGUUGAGGGUGCAGUGGGAGGAGAUCUUGGAGAGGGAAGAAAGGGAGGGCGGUGCUGCUUAG